AUGUACGCCCCAGAUAGGAGGUUUGUUGGCAGUUCCAGGAUCAUUAACUCCCCCUCCCAUCUCCCCAACCCCUCAUAUCACCGCUUAUCCCCCACUCUCCUCCUCUGCGUCGCCGUCGGCGUCGCGGCCCUCGGCGUGCUCGCGCUCGUCCUCGCGCUCACCCUCUUCCGCGUCCGCGACCCCGUCACGGAGAUCGUCUCCACCCGCGUCUCCGGCGUCGCCCCGCGCGUCUCCCUCCCCGCGGCGUCGAUCCAGCUCAACGUCACGCUCGACCUCCUCGUCCGCGUCUACAACCCCAACCGCGCCGCCUUCGCGCACGGCGUCGGCCGCUCCGCGCUCUCCUACCACGGCGCCGCCGUCGGCGACGCCGCCGUCGAGCCGGGCCGGAUCCCCAGCCACGGCACCGGCCUGGUCCGGCUCACCCUCACCGUCGAGGCCGACCGGUUCGCCGCCCAGCUCGGGAACCUUAUCGGGGACGUCUUGGCCGGCCAGGUCCCCCUCGACUCCGAGACCGUCAUUCCCGGCCGCGUCACCAUCCUCGGAUUCAUCAAACGCCAUGCUGUCGCCCGAUCCGAGUGCCACGUCGACGUCGGAAUCCCCGACCUCGCUGUGCGGAGCCAAAAUUGCACCAACAAGACCCAGCUCUAAUUGACCGCCUCACCCCCACAUGUACCUAUUUUUCACUCUACCCCCUCCUCACCUUAAUAUCUAAAUUAAUUGCACCGUUUGUCCCAACCUUUACCUUCCUUUCAUUUUCGUCCUCAAUUUUUUUUUUUUCUGAA
This is a messenger RNA of Ananas comosus (pineapple), 782 nucleotides long. RefSeq lists its product as uncharacterized. The coding region runs from base 1 to 648 and encodes 215 amino acids. NCBI's taxonomy places the organism in Eukaryota, Viridiplantae, Streptophyta, Magnoliopsida, Poales, Bromeliaceae. The record is from RefSeq and is a predicted model, not a curated record. The transcript is spliced from 2 exons.